CUUCUUUAUUCAUUGCUAAGUCACUUGUAAGACAACAACAAUGUCAGUUGCAUCACCACCACACCCACCACCACCACCGCUACUGCUGUUGCCAUAACACAAACACUUGUUGUGACUCCAAGAACCGUCCACCAAAACAAACAUUUCAGGUCUUUUGCAAAAGUAAUCCCAAUGUUUCCCUCAGCAUUCGAGGCGGCUCGGUUGUCCUAGCUAGCCCAGAAGGACCGGUCCGACCCGCACCAGCACUGGUUCAAGGAAGAUAAGGCAUCUGCCGUAAUCAAAGAUGCUAAAGGGCUCCCAAGCUUUGCACUGGUCAACAAAGCCACUGGCCAAGCGAUCCAGUACCCCGUUAGCACCCAUCAUACACUGAGGCUUGUCCCAUACGAUGCUGAUGGGGUCCUUGAUGGAUCUAUGUUGUGGGUUAUGAACUUCAACAAAACGCCUGAACAGUAUAUGGGCAUUCGGCAGCAAAACAACAUGGCCCUUCAUAUGGACGCAUUCAACAAAGAUCACCCGAAGCCCGUACAUGAUGGGACACAAGUCGGGGCAUGGGAAUGGCUUGGAGGUGACAACCAAUGGUGGAACAUCCUUCCUUAUUGAUCUCUAAUCUACUUACAUCAUCAUACUUACUAGCAUUUUUGAAUUUAUAAAUAACAUAUACUCGGGACUCUGGUCGUGAACAAAAUACCCGAUAAAUUGUGAUAUCAUCACAUGUACUUGAAUAACUUGUUCACAAUACUUCAUCUUUUCAUUCAAUUCUAAAAGAGGAAUAAACACGAAUGUUACUUAUAGCUUAAAUAAGUUACUCGACUUUUGAGUUUUGAUAUUUAAUGUGUUUUCUUUUGGUUUUAAUUGGUUUACCUUUUGGUAAUGCUACUACUAAUAAGUAAUAAUAUUAUAUAUUGUCCUUGUAUUAUUAUGGACAGUUUUAAAUUUGUUUGUGCAAGACGGUUUAGAAGCAUUAUUGGAUCAGUUCGUGAAUAUGGACAAGGGUAGCACCUAAACUCAUUUGGGGUAGACCGGUAGUAAUUUAAUGAAGCAACCUUGACAAGUUCAUUUGACUCAUUAUGUGUUUGAUAUUGUACGUGCAUUUCUAAUGACUUCUAGAUCUAUAGGUUGAAAGAAUAUACUCCUCCAUCCUAGCUAGAACCUGACGUUUGUUUUUAGCACCGUAUUUUAGGAGCUCAAUUAAUGAAGAACAAAUGUCUUGCAUGGUCUUUGAAGAACAACUUUGAAGAGAUUUUAAUGUAGUUUUUGAAUAUGUAAAUUUUAAUUAUUAAAAAUUGAAUUAAUUAUGCGUAGGGAGGGUUGAAUUUUAUUAUUGGUUGACUAAAAAAUGUUGACUUUGCAAAACAAAUUGGGACGGAGGGAGUACUACAUAUUACGAUAGUAUGUUUUUGUUUUAAUAAAUUGUAUUUUAUAUGUAAAGUUUGAUAUUUAUAUACUCCGUGUAUUUUAGGUUUAAGGUUUAUAUAUAUUUUUUAUUUUACAUACGAAGUAUUAUAAUUAUCCCAUUUAAAAUAUCAUGAGUUCCACAAUAACUGUCUCACUUACCUAGUACGUAGUACUACGUACUUGUAUUAUUUUUUAAAUCCAAUGCUACACGAUGCUAGUGGUGGACUCGGGCCGGGUGACCUGACCCGGAACCGGCCCGGGACCAGCACUGUUCCGGCCCGGCCAGUGACCGGUCCAGGUAGGCCCGACCCGGGGGGUUUCCGGUCCGGGCUCGGGUCACCCGAAACAUGAACCGGCCCGGGCGGUCCGGGCCCGGUUCCGGGCUUUUUUUUCAACUUUUUUUUUAAAACCCCGGAUUGGGUAUUUUGGGCCGUUUGGGGUGGUUUGGGGGGUUGGGGGUUGGGGGGGGUGUCGGGGGGUAAUUUGAAAAAGGAAAAAAAAUGUAAGAGGCCCGAGGCCCGGCCGGGACCCAGUGGCUACACGGGCCGGUCGCGGGCCCAACAUUUCCUAACCGGCGGCCCGGUCGGUCUUAGGCCCGGCCCGGGCCUGAACCGACCCGAGUCCAGCACUACACGAUGCACAUAGAGAGAUAAACAUAAAUGAUUAAAGUUAUGAGAUAUCUCUCUUCUUCUUUUUACGGUCUUAUGUGUUUUUGAUGAGUUUUUAUAAACAAUGUCAACCACAAUGUCUACAUCUAGAUAUUGUCUUUGACAUUGUGAAAAAAAACUUAUCAAAAACAUAUAAAAACCAUUCAAAUAAGGAAAUAAAUAUUCAAUCUAUUGUUUUCAAUUGACUAUCUCUCAAACCCUAUCUAAUUGCUGGUAAACCGAGUCCCGUUACAUGGCUAGGUUUCGCGGAUGAUCUGUUGAUAUUCCAGAAUGGUACUAUGGUAGUGCUCCCUCCCUCAAACGGCUCCUAGAUUACUUGGACACAUUCAGAAGAGCAUCAGGGCAGAUGAUUAACCUACACAAAAGCUCCCUCAUUGUUGGCAAAUGUGUUACAGCAAGUAGAAAAAUCAAUCUGGACAAAAUGACUCGUAUGGCAGUCACUACCAUGCCUUUUACUUAUCUUGGUGCUGUCAUUCACCAUGGAAUCACAAGAGCAACUCACUGCAUGAAAAUUAUCUCCUCAUUUGAAGAUAGACUGAAGUCCUGGAACAAGAAAAUGCUUAGUCAAAGUGGAAGACUCGUCCUAAUAAAUUAAGCAUGUCAUAUCCUCUAUCCCACUAUACCACAUGGCUGUCAGUAAAUUCCCGGUUAAACUUAUCCAAAUUCUACAUAGAAUGAUGUCCAAUUUCUUUUGGGGAUUUUCUGGGAAUAAAACCAAAUACCAUUGGGUAAGUUGGAAGAAAAUAUGCAGACCAGGAGGGGAAGGGGGAUUGAACAUCAGAUCUCUUUUUCACAUUCAAGAUGCAAUGCAAAUCAAGGUCUGGUGGACCUAUAUGGAAAACAAUUCUACGUGGGCUAUGUAUAUGCAUGGUAGGUAUCACAGAGAAGGGCUAAUGCAAUCUAAACAAAAGGACUCUUGUUCUUGGAAGCAGAUUUGCAACACUGCCUCAAAACACCACUCCUUAAUCCAUACUACAAAAGACUCUACCAUUUGGACUCCAGAAACUAGUGGGCAUUUCUCCCUCACUAAUGCCUAUCACCAUUCCUGAGACCACCACCCCUUUACCUUCACCCAAGUACACAACUGGGAACCCCCACUUCAAUUGAAAAUCAAAAUCUUCAUCUGGAAAAUCCUAACUCACUCCCUCCCAUUCCCAGAGCACCUCAAACGCUUCAAAAUACAAAUGGUGUCCAGAUGCCCUUUCUGCCUAGCCAACAGUGAAACUCAAGACCAUGUUUUAUUUAACUGUGCUAACAUCAGACCAAUUUGGGCCUACUUUUCUCAUAUUUUGCAGGUCAGAACUACUACAAACAUGGAACUAAGGCAAACCCUUAUGCUGUGGUGGCUAGGAGGAAAAGGAGGUAAUACCAAGGACAAGCUCAUACAGUGUAUGCCAGGUAUAAUCGUGUGGCAUAUAUGGAAAUCCUACAAUGACUGCACUUGGGAGGAUAAACAGUUUUCAAGAGCAUCCACAAUCAACUCCAUCAAAGACUACUCCAGAAAAUGGAUUUACACUAAUCAACACAAAAAAUGGUUCAAGUUCGAUGAGGAACUAUACUCAGACGGACUCAUCCCAUACAUCAGAAAAAAUCAUACAUCACAGAUACUAAGGUGGAAGAAUAAAAACAAUUUGGGCCUUAUUCUUAACACGGACGCAGCCUAUUUCCCUCACAUCAGUGCAGGGGGUUCAAUUUUACGUGAAGCAUGUGGUACCUUCAAAUCUGCCAUUGCUUUCCCUCUAUCAUCAAUGACUCCUCUCCAGGCUGAGAUGCUUGCGAUUCAGUUCUCAAGUCAUGAACUGGUUAUCUGACAUCAAUGGUAAGCGACAUCAACAACCUGAAACGAACGUUCUCCCUAUCUUUCCGUCACCGGCCAAGGGAAAUGUUACGCUGAAGAAUAUUAGAGGAAUAGGAAUAUUAUAUUAUUUAUUUUAUUGCCUUACUUAAUCUCUUUUCCAUAUACUAUUGUUGCCAAUUUAUUAUUAUUAUACUAGAAUAUUCUUUAGUUAAUAAUUUCCAUGGACAUCAUCAUGUAUAAGAGGGGCGGCAGACCCUAAUUCCAAAUACGAAGCAUU
Messenger RNA from Cuscuta epithymum, 4138 nucleotides. NCBI's taxonomy places the organism in Eukaryota, Viridiplantae, Streptophyta, Magnoliopsida, Solanales, Convolvulaceae. The record is from the annotation of a GenBank genome assembly.